GAUGCAACCAAACCGGGAUUUCCGGCCGCCUUACGCACAGCCAAUCACAGGGUCCGUUGCCGGCAGCGCCCCGCCCCUUCCGCUGACAGACUCCCCUGCCAUUGGUCCGCGGCACAUCGGUAAUACGAGCGGGAAAUCGGGCGCCACGUUGCAAGCUGACGCGCUGUGGAGUCGGCGUGGAAAGCAGCCACGAUUCAAAACAACGAGAGAAUGUACAAACUCUACAACUCGCACAGCUGCUUCAGUGUCACGACCAUGUCGGUUCCCUCUCGCACAUCCGCCAUGACGCCGUGGCGGUGUGUACAUGUGUGGAUCGUACAGUGACAGUGGAUUUCAGUUUCAUCCGUACGACAUCCACACAGGAACGACCCCUGUCCAGAUGAAUGUUCUAGCUGCGUAUCAGAAGAGGAUGGUGCCCAGAGAGGAGGAUGACAAACGCCUCUGCCUCCUCUUACUGACGGAUUUGGACGACCUGACUCCAGCCCCGCACUGUUCCAACCGCCAGCACAAGAUGUUGACUUAAUGGAAGGGGGUUGGCUGUGGAUGGGCCCAUAUGCGUUUGUAUUGGGGAAAUAUGGCAGGGUGGUGUGUCUGUGUAUAUGUGUGUGUAUUCAAUGGGGGUGUGUGUGUGUGUGUGUGUGUGUGUGUCUUUUCACCUAGCCCAGACUGCCUACAUCCAUCAUGCCAUGGCGCUCUGGCAGAGAGUGGGACUCAGACAGCUUCACUAACACACGAGAGCUUUGGAGAAGUGCCGUCCUGUGACCAGUGAUGUGAAGAAAGAUGGUUCUGCUCCAGCUCUGGUCAGUGUUCACGAGUCGCUCCUCAGUUGUUGUUGCUGCCGUUGUUCCGAGGCUGUUGGGGGGAAAGGCAGCUUUCAGAAUCCAUCUUAAUACAUUCAAGGGAUAUCCCCUCCGUCUCCGCCGAAGACCACUGGAAACUAAUUUUUCCCCCCCGUCUAAACUUCCCGAGAGAGACUGAUCCUGCUCGGCUUUUUCUUUUUCUUUUUUUUCUUCUUUUUUCUCCCCCCCCCCUUCCCUCUGUCUCUGUCUGUGGUGUGGAGAACUAGGCUGUAGCCUGUAGUUUGCCAAGGACUUUGACAACGACGCAGGAUGCCCCAAAAAGGGAGACAUUAAGUAGUGAGAACGGCAGAUGAUUGACUAAAUUGUUAUAGAGUGGACAGUCAACUCUGUUUCCAGAAUACCACAACCAAGCCACGUGGGAGUCUGGAGUAGCCUCAAUGAUGCAGAACAAGGUGUAUGACAUCUGUGAUGAAGGUCACAGUGGCGUAAACCAGCUUGGUGGUGUGUUUGUUAAUGGUAGACCGCUGCCGGAUUCCACCAGGCAGAAAAUAGUUGAACUCGCUCACAGUGGUGCUCGACCCUGCGACAUCUCCCGGAUACUGCAGACCCAUGAUGAAGUCCAAGUGCUGGACAGUGACAAGGUAUCCAACGGCUGCGUGAGCAAGAUCCUGGGCAGGUACUAUGAGACGGGCUCCAUAAGACCGAGAGCGAUAGGCGGCAGCAAGCCCCGGGUCGCCACUCCGGAGGUGGUCGCGAAAAUCGCGCAGUACAAGCGGGAGUGUCCGUCUAUCUUCGCAUGGGAGAUCCGUGACAGACUGCUGUCGGAGGGAAUCUGCACCAACGACAACAUACCCAGUGUAAGUGUGUCAUCGAUAAACCGAGUCCUCCGCAACCUGGCUAGUGAAAAGCAACAGAUGGGCGCAGAUGGCAUGUAUGACAAGCUGAGAAUGCUCAACGGUCAGACAGGAACUUGGGGGACCCGGCCCGGCUGGUACCCCGGAACAUCGGUGCCAGGGCAGCCCAACCAAGACGGCUGCCAACAACAAGACGGCGCCGGGGAGAACACGAACUCCAUCAGCUCGAACGGAGAGGAUUCAGAAGAGACGCAGAUGCGACUGCAGCUCAAGAGGAAGCUACAGAGAAACCGCACGUCCUUCACACAGGAGCAGAUCGAGGCGCUGGAAAAAGAAUUUGAAAGAACUCAUUAUCCAGAUGUCUUUGCGCGCGAGAGACUAGCGGCGAAAAUCGACCUGCCCGAAGCCAGAAUACAAGUAUGGUUUUCAAAUAGAAGAGCAAAGUGGAGGCGAGAGGAGAAGCUGCGGAACCAGCGCCGCCAGGCCAACAACUCCUCCAGUCACAUUCCCAUCAGCAGCAGCUUCAGCACCAGCGUCUACCAGGCCAUCCCACAGCCCACUACACCGGUGUCUUUCACCUCGGGGGCAAUGCUGGGUAGACCUGACUCACUCACAAACACCUACAGUGCGCUGCCCCCCAUGCCCAGUUUCACCAUGGCAAACAAUCUACCUAUGCAACCCAGCCAGACCUCCUCUUAUUCCUGCAUGCUGCCUACCAGUCCGCCUGUGAACGGGCGGAGCUACGACACAUACACGCCCCCUCAUAUGCAGGCACAUAUGAACAGCCAAUCAAUGACCACUUCUGGUACCACCUCAACAGGACUCAUCUCUCCUGGAGUGUCUGUCCCUGUCCAAGUCCCAGGGAACGAGCCUGAUAUGUCUCAGUACUGGUCAAGACUACAGUAGAGAGAAGAGCUACUUCACCCUGUAACCACCCACUUCACCAUCGCCCUCCGGCAGUGCUCCUCACACAUACACGGCACAGGAGAGUAGAGAAGGCGAGAGAGGGUUGAGCAGAGGCAGAGGAGGACGGGAGAGGAGAGGAGUGAAAGGAAGAAGAAGAGAGAGAGAGACUCUGGGAGAGCCUUGGGACGUCUGGGCUUGGUUUUUCCAUUGGGACCGUGUGCUGUUCUGUAGCUCUAGGCACAAUCAAACGAGGACUUGGACGAGAGAACGACAAUGGAAAAGAUGGAAGGAAAAAAAAACAUGGACCUCUGUAAAGUGCCCGGUGUUAAAUUUUUAUGGAACAAAAAACUUAUGUUUUUUUUUUUUUUUUUUUCUAUUUCCAACUUCAGUCAUUGUUUCCUUUUUUCUCUGGUGUGUUAGUAAAUGGCCAUUUGUAUGUUAAUAUGAAAAACCAAGAUCAAGUACUGAUAGAUGGACUGCUAGAAAACCAUGUUGGUCUUGCGUUUGUUUGAGAGAGGAGAACCCGAGAGAUUCUGCCAUGACUAUCUUUUAAUCUGCUUAUAUCGAGACUUUCUACCAGCCUUUGCAUGGUCUCUGGACGCUGUUGCAUAUCAUUAAAGACGAAAAAAGCUGGAAGGGAAGACUCUUACUGUGUCAUAAAAAAAAAAUAUUUAUUGAUCUUAUUUCUUACGAAUGGAUAUUUAGCAGAAGAAAACUCAAAACUCGAUCCAUCCACUGAGGCUGACUCCUUCUUGACUCCUCUGACACGGGCCUGCGUUUGCUGGCUUCAAAGACAUGGAUCACUAUCAGCAGCUCAAAGUGCACAAAGACGGCGCGACACGUGACACAACAUGGACUCUCGCUUUGGUGGUUGGAUUGAUUCUAGAUGACCACGAAGAACAUUCAACGUGGAAAACAGGUGUAAAAGAAAAACCUGUAGUCUGUAAAUGGUAGACUGCGUCUUCGAUAUAAUCCAGUUUGUUUAUGUCAAAAUGUAAAGUACUUGUCUUCCCUAGAAAUCUUCCAGAAAGAUUUCUCCAAUAAAAGUUGAUUUCAUUUAUAUCCCCGAAGAAUAUUCUAUAAAUGUUCCAUGCAUCAUAAAAUACAUUACUUUAGGGUCAGGUACAAUUUGUCUCUUAGGUAUAGUUGUAUUAUAGUGUCCUAUGGUCAAAAAAAUGAAUAAAAAAAUUGUGCAACUAGAAAUAUUUAAUUCCUAUAAUUAUGGUUAAACAUUGCUUGACAGAGUUUUAAACUUAAGUGUUUGGCAGUUGUUUACAAGUACAUAUCAGAUUUAAUCAUUGUUGAUUGUAAAACAGACCAAAGCCUUUGUAUUUCAUCUAGUACACAAUGUUUUUUUUUUAAAGAUAUUAGUCUUGUGUUGCAAAAUUUUGUAAACACGUUCUGUUCGAUUACAUUGGCUUCGAGUUCGUGAGACUGCAGUCGAACCCCGCAGUCCUUAUUUAUAAUUGAAGACAAUGGGAGGGUUUUUCUAGCAUCAUCUGUCAUGCUCUUUUUGAGUUUUGCAUUUUUAUUUCAGUGUGUACGUAGAACAUGGACACAUACUGGGUUUACGUCUGAGCAAUGCUUCUGAGAUAAAAACGUCUACACGCUGUCUCUUAAAUAUUUCAAUUUAAUUUUAUUUAAAAUGGAGCUUUCUAAAUGUAUUUUGUGAAAACUAUAAAACAUUUUGUACAGUAAAAUUGUGU
Messenger RNA from Scophthalmus maximus (turbot), 4266 nucleotides. It is a transcript of the gene pax6b, whose product is annotated as paired box 6b. Lineage: Eukaryota; Metazoa; Chordata; Actinopteri; Pleuronectiformes; Scophthalmidae. The record is from RefSeq and is a predicted model, not a curated record. Gene Ontology annotation, molecular function: DNA-binding transcription factor activity, RNA polymerase II-specific; RNA polymerase II cis-regulatory region sequence-specific DNA binding. The transcript has 19 exons. Gene Ontology annotation, biological process: anatomical structure development; regulation of transcription by RNA polymerase II. Bases 1238 to 2560 code for a protein of 440 amino acids.